GUGCCGAGUGGGAUUCAAAGGCCGCUACUGCGAUGAGUGCAUCCGUUACCCGGGCUGCCUCCAUGGGACCUGCCAGCAGCCGUGGCAGUGCAACUGUCAGGAAGGCUGGGGGGGACUCUUCUGCAACCAAGAUCUCAACUACUGCACUCACCACAAGCCCUGCAUGAAUGGAGCCACUUGUAGCAACACCGGCCAGGGCAGCUACACCUGUUCCUGCAGGCCUGGCUUCACUGGGGCCAGCUGUGAGAUCCAGGUCAACGAAUGUGCUGGAAACCCCUGUCGCAACGGGGGGAGCUGCACUGAUUUGGAGAACACAUAUACCUGCACUUGCCCUCACGGUUUCUAUGGCAACAACUGCGAGCUGAGCGCCAUGACGUGUGCAGACGGGCCCUGUUCCAAUGGAGGCCGCUGUGCUGACAACCCCGACGGAGGCUACUUCUGCCAGUGCCCCACAGGAUACGCAGGGUUCAACUGCGAGAAGAAGAUCGACCACUGCACGUCCGGCCCCUGCUCCAACGGUGCACGCUGCGUGGAUCUCGUCAACUCUUACCUGUGUCAGUGUCCGGAUGGUUUCACUGGCAUGAACUGCGACCACACCGGCGACGAGUGUUCCAUGUACCCUUGCCAGAAUGGUGGGACGUGCCAGGAGGGUCCCAAUGGCUACACCUGCACCUGCCCACCGGGAUACACUGGUCGCAACUGUAGCUCACCCAUCAGCCGCUGUGAACACAACCCUUGCCACAAUGGCGCCACCUGCCACGAAAGAAACAACCGCUACGUCUGCGCUUGUGUUCCUGGCUACGGUGGCCGAAACUGCCAGUUCCUGCUUCCAGAGCACGCCGCCAUUCGCGGAUCAGAAGUUCCCUGGAUUGCCGUUUUGUCCGGUGUGGCCCUGGUACUGCUCCUUCUGGCGGGAUGUGCCGUACUUGUUGGAUUUUUCCGAUCAAAAGUCCAGCGCGGCGAUCAAAUCGAAACGGUUGGUGAGGGAGAGACAAUAAAUAACCUCACCAACAACUGUCACCGCGGUGACAGGGACCUGGCAGUCAGCAUGAUACCGACGCCGGGCGUCAAAAAUAUCAAUAAGAAGAUGGACUUCUGCAGCAGUGACCCAGAUGAAGGGUCCUCACCGGGGAGAAGCAGCUACAAGAGCCGCCACCCGCCUGCAGACUACAACCUCGUACACGAGGUCAAUUAUGAGCAGGCGGCUAAAGAGGCCAUGCUGGACGCAGCCUGCGAGGACAAGUGUCAGUCCCUGGACUCGUUUGAGUUCGAGGAGAAGCGCAGCAAACGUUUAAAAUGCGAUGCAUCAGAAAAGAAAGCCCCAGAAAUGUCUGCAUGUGCGGACACCAAGUACAAAUCUGUGUUUGUGAUGUCAGAAGAGAAGGACGAAUGUAUAAUUGCAACUGAGGUGUAACGAGCCACCAAUGGGCUGCCCGUUGCUCAUUUGCUCUAUGGGAGAGUUUUUAUACUCCUUCAGAUGCUGCUCUAACCCUAGGGGGAGGUGUCCCACCUUGAGACUGCUGCUGAUACUGAGACGUUUAACUGAUAUUCAGAGUGAGCUGGUUCUCUACUGGAAACUAAGUGCAGGCAGCGGCGGCCUGUGGGAUAAGAACUGGCGGGGUUGAAAUAGAGAAGUUUACGGUUAAAAAGUAAACUGCCACUUAGCUUUCUGUUCUGCCUUUUGUCAAGGAGUGGGGGUGAAAAUUAAAUAUUAGGGAACGCCGGCGAUAACACGCGACGCCACCGAGUUUUUUUGCAACAUUUGCACCCAGGCCUUUUCUCUAACCCACACGCCGUUGCUGAGCGCAGGAACUGCAUCAAACGGUGGAUGUUUGGCCAUAGUGGCCUGUUCUUCAUGAGGCUGUUCACAUGGGCUGUGCACCCAUCACCACACCUGUGAAGACUGUAUGUAUACUUGAUCACUGUGUUAACUGAAGUGCGUUUUUCUUCCCGGAGCCCUCCAAACCAUUUAUG
Molecule: messenger RNA, 1974 nt
Organism: Paralichthys olivaceus (Japanese flounder)
Lineage: Eukaryota; Metazoa; Chordata; Actinopteri; Pleuronectiformes; Paralichthyidae
Source: RefSeq, a predicted model, not a curated record